Molecule: messenger RNA, 1650 nt
Organism: Monosiga brevicollis MX1
Lineage: Eukaryota; Choanoflagellata; Craspedida; Salpingoecidae
Exons: 11
Coding region: 1-1650 (549 amino acids)
Biological process (GO): carbohydrate metabolic process
Molecular function (GO): polygalacturonase activity
Source: RefSeq, a predicted model, not a curated record
AUGCACGCCCUGCGACCCUGCUUACUCGGCGUGAGGCAACCUGGCGUAGGCCAGGGCUGGCGCUGGUGGCCAUACGGGAAAACCAUCUCCCGACCCGUCCUGAUCCACGUUGACGACGCGAUCAAUCUCAAUGUACACGGACUAACUCUCGUCGAUUCGCCGGGCUGGAAUACCCGCUUCCGCGGCGAGCAUCUCAACAUUACGCACUUGCGCAUCGAGUCGGGCUUGGACAGCUGCGGCGGCUACACCUCGGCACCCAACACCGAUGGCAUCAAUAUUGGCGGUCAACACAUCUAUGUGGCCGAUAUUUUUGUUCACAAUGGCGAUGAUUGUAUUCCCACCAACGCCUACGAUCCUCGCUAUGCCGGCUUGUACAUCAACGUCUUUGAGGAAGAUGCCGUCAGUUGCGAGCCACGCCCAGGCACCCCGCCUGCCCAUUGGCUAUCUGCCUCGCAAAUGUUUUAUCGUAACAUCACAGGCUACGAUUUGCCCACCGCCGGCUGCUUCAACUGUGCGGCGAGCCGGCCCUGCGAGGGUCUCCACUUUACCGAUGUCAAUCUUCACAGGACGAUGAGUGACGGCUUGCCCCCCUUGUCGGCCAUCGCCGCUGGCGCCCGCACGGGGGUCGUUAAGCAACCACUCGAGAUCAAGGGCAAACGCCGCGCUCUCAAACCCAUCCCCGCCGCUCUGACUCAAGCCCGCCCAACCACGGCCGCAGCGUCCUCCCAUGACCUCUCUCGCUUCCUCGGCCAGGUCACACCGGAUAAGAUCGAAGACCUCCUCCAACGAACUGGCACCAAACUACACGCUAUCCGCCAGGCUUUACAGGAAGCAGAAACGACCGUGGUGCUGCUGUCCCAUUUCUGGCUGAGCGAGAUCUCAGAUGAGAAUCGAGAUGAGCUCCUGGAGAUGGAGCAAGAGCUCUUUCUCGAAGAGCUGCGCCUGCUCGCUCCCGCAGGUAUCUCGGACCAGGAAGCACGCAUUGUCCUGCGCGUUUGCUUCCCUGAGAUGCCCGGUACCUUUUACGAGGAGGACGGCGCUGGGUUUCUGGAUAUGCUGCACGUCACACUGGCACAGGGCUCCCCGGCUUUUCGCCAAUUUUUGACUUCAAUCACCUACGACAGAUGCAUUGAACAAGGCUUUGCUCGACCUGGCACCUCGUCUGGCAGCCGCAGCUACAGUCAUCGGCCCCUGACUCGCACACAACAGCGCGGAGCCACCGCAGCAGGAGGUGGCCACCCAGAGCAACUGAAUGAUUCUUUAGCCGAUUCAACAAGUGAAGUUCGCCUUGCGUCCCAACUAGCCCCGUUGCCUGCCAUCUCUAGCGGUCGGAAUUCAUCAGAACCCAAUGAGGCUGAAAGUGUCAAAGAGCAAGCGAGCAACGCUGCAGUGCGCGAAGCUUUUUUGGCUGCCGAGCUCGGUCAUGCCGAUGUUCUCUUUUAUUACUUGGAACGCAAUCUGGUCGAUAUGGCAGCUACAGAUGAGCUCGGUCGUAGCUUACUCUUUGUUGCCGCUGUGAAGGGGCACAUGGACGUGGCCACCAUGCUGCUGGCCAACGAUGCGCAGCCUUUAAUCAACCGGUUGGUCGGGUCAAGUCAUCGCGGCCCGUUGCAUUCGCCCUCUGCCUUUUACUUGUCCGUCCGAUCAUAA